This is a messenger RNA of Sinocyclocheilus rhinocerous, 2260 nucleotides long. RefSeq names its product thioredoxin domain containing 5 (gene txndc5). Gene Ontology annotation, biological process: protein folding. The transcript is spliced from 9 exons. The coding region runs from base 127 to 1293 and encodes 388 amino acids. The record is from RefSeq and is a predicted model, not a curated record. Lineage: Eukaryota; Metazoa; Chordata; Actinopteri; Cypriniformes; Cyprinidae. Gene Ontology annotation, molecular function: protein disulfide isomerase activity. Gene Ontology annotation, cellular component: endoplasmic reticulum.
UUCACAGCUCUGCUGGUCGAUGUUAGGAUGUUGUACAUAUCAGCUCUGUCUGUUAGCGGCUCACUCUCUCACACACUCAUUUAAACUCAUAGCUCCGGUCCGCUUCAUUCACAGGCCUGCUCAGUUAUGAACAUGACGCCGUUUUUAGCGAGUUUUAUUUAUUUGGCGCUGUUGUGUAGUAGGAUAUGCUGUGAUAAUGACACAGAAGAGGAUGAGCACGCCAAACACACAUACACGGUGGAGAUGUUCAAUGAUGCCGUCUCUACUGCUCCACACUUCGUCAUGUUCUACGCGCCCUGGUGUGGUCACUGUCAGAGGCUGCAGGGGGCGUGGAAUGAGUUGGCAGAUAAAUAUAACAGUAUGGAAGCUCCUCCAGUGUAUGUUGUGAAAGUCGACUGCACAAAAGACACAAAGUUUUGCUCCAGUGAGCAUGGGAUCCGUGGAUACCCCACUCUGAAGUUGUUUAGACCUGAUCAGGAGGCUGUAAAGUAUCAGGGCCCAAGAGAUCUGCAGGCGCUGGAGAGCUGGAUGCUGAAAACCCUUCAGGAGGAACCUGAAGAACCCCAGACUGAACCUGAGCCUCCCAAAGUCCCUGAACCCAAACAGGGCCUGUAUGAACUCACAGCCACAAACUUCAAAUCACACAUCUCUAAAGGUUCUCACUUUGUGAAGUUCUUUGCACCAUGGUGUGGGCACUGCAAAGCCAUGGCUCCAACAUGGGAACAGCUCGCCACCAGUUUUGAGCAUUCAGACAGUGUCAAGAUCGGCAAGGUGGAUUGCACACAGCACUACGAGGUGUGUUCAAAUAAUCAGGUUCGUGGUUAUCCCACGCUGCUCUUCUUCACUGAUGGAGAGAAGGUUGAUCAGUACAGAGGAAAGCGUGAUCUGGACUCAUUUAAAGAGUUUGUUGAUAAUCAGGUAAAAGCUGCUGAAUCUAAAGAUGAACCUGCGAAAGAGGAGGAGCACGCUCACGAAAUCCCACCUAGCGCUGAACCUGAAAAACAAGAGCGACUCACGCGAUAUGUGUUCGUGUAUUUAAGGUGUGGUCACUGCAAAAACCUGGCCCCUACCUGGGAGGAUCUAUCUAAAAAGGAGUUUCCUGGUCUGACUGAUGUGAAGAUUGCUAAAGUGGACUGCACCGUGGAGAGAACGCUCUGCAACAGAUACUCUGUGCGUGGAUACCCAACUCUCCUGAUGUUCCGGGCGGGGCAACAGGGGGAGGAGCAUAAUGGAGGGCGGGACUUAGAGAGCUUGCACAAUUUUGUUAUGAAGCAAGCGAGAGAUGAGCUGUAACUCCUCCCUCAUUUUCCAUCUCGAAACACAUCCUCCACAAAGCAACACUAUCUACAUUUACCAUACUGUCAAAUGGACUGCUUUUUCUUCAUUUCUGUCCCUCAUCUGCUAAAGUGAGCAGUCUUUUCCACAUGACAAAAUGUGAAUGUACACGAUUUCAUCUCUGAUCAGUUGAUGAGAUUAUUAGCGAUUACAACCACAGACUUUUGAUUUUACCCUUUCUCCAUUAAAAUAACAGCAGUAUGAUUUAAACAAUGACACUGUUAAGAUCGUUACAUCAUUUAAGGUGCGUGUUUUGUAAGUUAUAUUUGAGGAAAUUCAGCUUAGUUUGCUAUCAGCUAAGAAAAUAUGACCUCAGGGAGACCAUGUACCAUUUAAAGAAAACAAUGACAUGCACCUGCUGUGAUUUCUGUUUUUUUGUUUUUUUCCCUCCAUUCAGUGUAAAAUACUAUAUGAUACACACUUGCAAACAGCACUUUGACCAUGUACAUGGUUUUUCUGUUGGAGUUUCAAAUGUUUCUGUUGUGGUCUUAGGUUUUGAAAUGGUUGUAUCGUUCAGAAGAUUAAAAAAUUAUUAAAUAAACCAGACUAAGGUAGUUUGUUAGCCAGACUGGGAGACCUGCUUAAACCAGCCAAGAUUCAGAUGGUUCAGAUGGUUGGCCGUAAUUAUCAAACCAGGCCAGUCUUAACAAGUUUGAUGGCCAGCAAACCACAUUAGGCUGGUUUAACAUCUUUGGUUAAUUUGUCUUAUAAAGCUUCUUAAUAUUCUUAUAGGCAUAUGAAUGGGGUAAAUACGUUUAGACAUAUCCCCAAUAUUGCCAUUAUGUAAUACUUUUUUGUAAUUUCUCAACACUCAGCAAAGUAAGACAAUGCAAAAUAGAUUAUUUUUUGCUGUAUAAUGACGGUUUAUGGAAAUAUGGUUUACUUACAGUAGAGUUUGUGAAAGGUUAAAACGUUUAUGGUACAG